This is a messenger RNA of Passer domesticus (house sparrow), 2709 nucleotides long. It is a transcript of the gene FZD5, whose product is annotated as frizzled class receptor 5. Gene Ontology annotation, cellular component: plasma membrane. NCBI's taxonomy places the organism in Eukaryota, Metazoa, Chordata, Aves, Passeriformes, Passeridae. Bases 123 to 1925 code for a protein of 600 amino acids. The record is from RefSeq and is a predicted model, not a curated record. The transcript has 2 exons. Gene Ontology annotation, biological process: canonical Wnt signaling pathway; non-canonical Wnt signaling pathway. Gene Ontology annotation, molecular function: Wnt receptor activity; Wnt-protein binding.
GAGCGCAGGUGGCGGCGGCGGCGGCGGUCGGGAUCCCGCUCUCGCUCCCGGCCGGGCCCCGCUCCCGGCGCGGAGGCGGCAGGUGCCCGGGACAUGCGGCGGCGGUAGGACGCGCGGCGGCGAUGGGCGGCCGGGGGCUGCCGGUGCCGCUGCUGCUGGGGCUGCCGCUGCUGCUGGGGCUGCCGGCGGCGGGGCGCGCCGCCUCCAAGGCGCCGGUGUGCCAGGAGAUCACGGUGCCGAUGUGCAAGGGCAUCGGCUACAACCUCACCUACAUGCCCAACCAGUUCAACCACGACACGCAGGACGAGGCUGGGCUGGAGGUGCACCAGUUCUGGCCGCUGGUGGAGAUCCAGUGCUCCCCGGACCUGCGCUUCUUCCUCUGCAGCAUGUACACCCCCAUCUGCCUGUCCGACUACUCGAAGCCGCUGCCCCCCUGCCGCUCCGUCUGCGAGCGGGCCAAGGCCGGCUGCUCGCCCAUCAUGCAGCAGUACGGCUUUGCCUGGCCCGAGAGGAUGAGCUGUGACAGCCUGCCGGUGCUGGGGGACUCCGAGGUGCUUUGCAUGGGAUACAACCACACGGAAGCCACCACCCUGCCGCCUUUCUUCGGGAAGCCCACGCGCCCUGCCAAGGACUUGGCCAAAAACCUGACUCCACUCGAUGGGCAGCGCCUCUCAGGGCUGGACUGUGGUCAGACCUGCAAGUGCAAGGCGCCCUUGAUCCCCAUCUCCAAGGAGUCCCAUCCGCUGUACAACCGCAUCAGGACUGGGAAGGUACUCAACUGUGCCAUCCCCUGCUACCAGCCCUACUUUACCCAGGAUGAGAAGACCUUCGCUACCUUCUGGAUCGGCCUCUGGUCCAUCCUCUGCUUCCUCUCCACCUCAACCACCGUGGCCACCUUCCUCAUUGACAUGGAGCGCUUCAAGUACCCCGAGCGCCCCAUCAUCUUCCUCUCUGCCUGCUACCUCUUCGUCUCCUUGGGCUACAUCGUGCGGCUGGUGGCAGGGCACGCCAAUGUGGCUUGCAACCCGGAGCACCACCACAUCCAUUACGAGACCACAGGCCCUGCUCUCUGCACCGUGGUUUUCCUUCUCCUCUACUUCUUCGGCAUGGCCAGCUCUAUCUGGUGGGUCAUCCUGUCCCUCACCUGGUUCCUGGCAGCUGGCAUGAAGUGGGGCAAUGAGGCCAUUGCCAGCUAUUCGCAGUACUUCCACCUGGCUGCCUGGCUCAUCCCCAGUGCCAAAUCCAUUGCUGUACUGGCACUGAGCUCUGUGGACGGUGACCCAGUGGCUGGGGUUUGCUAUGUGGGCAACCAGAGCCUGGAGAAUCUGCGGGGCUUUGUGCUGGCACCACUGGUGGUUUAUCUCUUCACCGGCAGCCUCUUCCUGCUGGCUGGCUUCAUCUCGCUCUUUCGCAUCCGCAGCGUGAUCAAGCAGGGCGGCACCAAAACUGACAAGCUGGAGAAGCUGAUGAUCCGCAUCGGCAUCUUCACCGUGCUUUACACCGUGCCUGCCACCAUCGUCAUCGCCUGCUACAUCUACGAGCAGCACAACCGGGAGGCCUGGGAGCAGGCACAGAACUGCUCCUGCCCAGGGGACACUCACCGCCCCAAGCCUGACUAUGCUGUCUUCAUGCUCAAGUACUUCAUGUGCCUUGUGGUGGGGAUCACCUCUGGCGUUUGGAUCUGGUCUGGCAAGACACUCGAGUCCUGGAGGCGCUUCAGCACCCGCUGCUGCCGGGCCAGGAAGCCCGCGGGCGCCUCUGUGUACGGGCUGCAAGGAUCUGAGGUUGUUCUUAACACCUUUGGACCACUUCAGUUAAAAAGGUUUCCACCUCAUUUUAAAACCAAAACCUGGGAAGUGAGGGAACUCUCAAUCUCAUCGCCGGAUAAAGGUACUGCAUGGGUGUCUCUGGGGAGUCCUGGAUAGAGGGGACAGAGGUGCAAGGAUGGAGGGCUCACCAGGGACUGUUCAGCUGCACCCAUCUGCACUCUUGCAAUAGGGCUCACCCCCUCCAGCAUGUUGGAGUGCUUUAUUGUGGACAGAAUUGCACCAUAUUGUGUUACACACUGUAAAUAGUUGUAUUAUACCUAAUUUGUACAUAAAGAAGCCGUAGUGACCUUUGAUACAGGUUAGGGACAGGUGUGUUCUCAGCAGUGAGGCAGGUCGGGCGCAGAGACACCGUGGGUAGUCUCGUGCUGUAAUCCAGGGCAUUAAAUUAUUCCAACCUCCUCCAGUCCACACCUUGCUGGACUCCUCUCUCUCUCUAGUGCCUUUUGUAGAUACAGCUAAACACACAUCAUGCAAUACAAUGAACAAAACCAUGUCACAGGUGGUAUUUUGCUGUUUUUGUUUUUUCCAAAGUGCAACUGACUGUGUAAAGAAAUCCAAGAUUAGCUACAAACCGUUGCCUAUUGAAAAAUGUAAGAGCAUUUUCAGCUUUGAUGUAAUGGUAGGGUAAUACAAUCAACUCGUGUUUGAGCCUGGCUUCUCAGCAACAAGUGGCAGGAGGGGGGAAGGAGCCGUUGCCGUGUGCCCUGUCUGCUGUAGCCAAUUUACGUGUUGGGUUUUGCCUCUUCCGUUACCGAUGCUGUUCAAUGUUGCUUAAAUAACUGUACUAUAUUAUGUGAAAAGCUGAAGAAAUUUUAUUCAAAGAGAAGUAUCAAGAUUAGUUAUUUAUGAGGAUAAAAAAUAAUGUGUGUUGUUUUCUUUA